Molecule: messenger RNA, 2492 nt
Organism: Tigriopus californicus
Lineage: Eukaryota; Metazoa; Arthropoda; Copepoda; Harpacticoida; Harpacticidae
Gene: lin
Product: protein lines-like
Exons: 1
Coding region: 399-2228 (609 amino acids)
Source: RefSeq, a predicted model, not a curated record
UCGAUCUGGGCUUGACUGGGUGUGCAUUGGCGCUUGGUCGUUCUAAAUCCUUAGCAUCACUAACCAUUUUCAACCAAAUAUUACAAUAACAAAAGCGAUAUACAUCUAACUGUUGUUCCUGAAACUAAAACGAAGCAUUUCACGUCCAUCCUGCACCUGAUGCUGAAUUCUACAUAUCCUUGAUGGCGCCAUGUGCUUGAGGUGGAAAAAGAGACUGGAUGAUCGGUGGGGGCAAGGGGGAACCUCAAUCUUUCGGGAAAAGGUCUGAAAAAGAUUGGAGUGGUGGAGUGGAUUCCACGGAGGCCCCCGGAUGUUGGUUGAUCCCUGCCUAACCACCGGCCUUCCCGCUCCUGUUCCUCCUUCAGGCAGAAUUGCCAUUUGAUGCAAGAUCGAGCAUAAUGGCCGCAUCGACAACAACGGCGAUAUCAACAUCUGCUUCACCACACACGCCUCCCAAGUCUUGGUCCCUGGACGAGUGGCAUCGGUUGUUGCGGGAGCAAUGCGUGUGCUACAAACAGGAACAGGUCCAAUCCGGCCUCAUUCAAGCCAUUCGCCGCCUGACCACUCAGGCCGAGCUCGAGCCCGCCCCGGCUCCGUGGACCCGCUUGAAAACCUGGGACGCCUGGCACCACCUCUUGCGAACGGGUCAGCGAGUGGGCGAGGCCGCCGAUGCGUGGCCCAUUUGCCCCGUCUGGAUACACGUCGCCCAAUGUCUCAAGCGACACAGCGUGCUCCUCGUGGCCACGCUCUUACGCCAAGGCCCAGGCGACACGUCUCAUGUAUUCGAGCGAUACGCUUAUCAAAGGGCGCUGCAAUCGGCCGUGGUCCUACUCGGUCAAACGGGCCAGUCCUCGGCCGAUUCUGACCCUACGCUGGCCUUGAUUGGUCGGGUGGCGUGGACUUGGAUGAACGCCCGUCAGUUUCAAUGCCUCGAGUCCUAUCUCCAAGAACGAUCCGAUGGGGGACCGCCCGAGGGGACCACUCGUCCAUUGUGCCAGGGCUGUCAGGCCACACCCAUCCCUGGCUCGUCCUGCCGCCCAGAUCGAGGGGAUCGGGUUCACCUGAUAGGUGAUCGUACCUCCGGCUGGCUGAUGUCCAAGCACGUGAUGGGCGAAUCGCUUCGAUCGAUUUGGAAGCGUCAAGGUCGAGAUUUGACGCGUUUGCAUGGCGGACAAGUGGAUUUCUUGUCGCUUUGGCGGGCAUUGGUAUCGGUCCAAUCCAAUUUGGGCGUGUCAGCCUCGCGCGAAUUUCAAAGCGGCCUUAAACCCCUGCUGGAAGGCUUGCCUCGUUUGACCGAUCCGGUGGCCGCUCGGCUAGGUUUAGACGUGUUGCACGAAGUGCUGUGCUAUGGUAGCACAUUGGCAUUGCAGGAUUCCGUGUGCGACGGCGCUCUGCAUUUGGCCAAAGAUGUUCUCCGAACGUUCGAAGAAAAGCAACUCGAAAAAAUUGCGGCUAAUUGUCCCAGUCAUCUCUCUGGGUUCUUGGGCACUGUGCAGGUGCCGCCGCCCGCCAGUGGCAACGGCCAAAUGCUUUUACUGGAAUCGGUCGUGUUACUGGUGGUCAAAGCUAUGGCCGUUCUAGUGCGUGAGGGCUUUUACUGUAGCUCUUCCGAAGAUAGUGAUACCAGCCUCAGUUCUCGGACCAGUUCGUGCGAGGAGGAACACGGUUUGAUCGAGCGCAAGAUCGCCGGUCAUCUGCGUCAUCUCCACGAGCUGAUGGUGGGCAGUUUGGCUCUGCUGCCAAGCGCCACGCUUUUGGAAGCUUGGGUGAUGCUCUUUUUGGAACGCGAUGAUGCGAUGCUGGAAAGCAUGUUAUGUCUCUUGGACAUUCACGCCUUGCUCCGCGGCGGAGCAGGUUCCAUGGGGGGCGGAGCUGGAUCGUCAUCGGCCGUGUUUCCCGGACUUUCGAUUGACCCGGUGUGGUUGUUUCACAAGUAUAUGUCCGAAUGCGCCUGGGAUGGUUCGGUCUUGUUAGAUUUCUUGCUGUCUAAAGAAACUUGUUGCUUGUUGUACUUACUUCGGUUUCUAAAGUAUCUGAAUCGCCAAGAUAAAGCUUCCAUUCCGCGACGAGUACGGUCGUUUCUGGGUGAGUUUCACGGCUCUUUGCUUCAAUUAACUCGGAAAGAGCUCUUUCCAUAUGAUAUUAAGCCUCUCUUGGAGCAAUUUCGAAAACUGACGAUGCCCAGUCCAUCGGACUUGGAAGACGUUGGACCUCCGUCCUCGCCAUAAAAUAUGUGACCAAGUUUUACAAUAUUGAACGUGAAAUUAGGCUGUGAAAACAAUAAAUAUGAAAUUCUUUUUAAGAAUUUGAAUGCGUCUGAAUCAUAUGCGCCAUCCACGUUCGAACUCGAGACUGCCCUUUUAAUGGCUACGCCUUCCUUUCUUCGAUUCCCUUCCUUGAUACUGAAAGGAAUGAAUAAUAAUACCUACAUGCCCCAAAUCAGGUUCGUUGAUGUUAUGAGCCCAAGGCUCGGCCCCAAGCCCAUACAUUCC